ACGGCGCACGCUCGCGCUGCGUCAGCAGCAACCCUAUUAUUUCAAGUACUAAUACAAUACAAACUAAAUAUGUAGUUCAUUUUUUGGAACGCUCCUCUUUAUGUGAUAUUUUACAGUGUUCGCGUAGGAAUACGUACGAAGAGGGAUCAUCAAACAUGUUUGACAAUAAAGGAUCGCUGUUGCACCUGUUACUUCUGUUAAUUUUAUGCACAGAGGUUUACACGACGAGUGCAAAGCAUCUUAUUAAAAAGAGGAAUUACAGUGAUCAAAGCGUGAGGGGUUACUUGGCAGAGCGGACCUGUUGGUGGAACGAGGUUUGUAAAGAGGAGUUCCACAGCAAAUUCCGAUGCCGUUGCCCGAGGUGGUCUUACUGCCGUGCUCCCGGUAGAUAUUACAAUGCGCACUGUAGCAUGACACGCACCGGUUACAUUUGGACCCAACCGGAAACGUCGCUGACCCUCGAAGUUAAUAAAUGAACGAAAUGAUCGUAAACGCGACGUUCGUACAACUUAUAGAAUUCCAUAUGCAUAUAAACUGAUUAAUUACUUGCAUUUUCGCGAUUGCAUGCACAUAUCGUUUGCAUGACCAUAUAGGGUACAAUCAGAUACAAUUUAUUAUCGAGGAUUAAACGAUAAUUACGUUCGGUGUAAGGAGAAACGAAGUGUUCAUAAAACUUAUUAUAGGUAGCCUAAAGUAAAUUUGUUAUCUCUUUAUCGAUGUCACAGGGUAAUUUUAACUAUUCGAAGUGCUACAACGUAUAUAAUUCUGUUUUGUAUUCAUUGAUUAACUUAUUUAUACAAAGAUAAUGUAUUCAAAAAUAUUUUCACUAUAUAAUCGUUAUAUAAAUGGGCCUACGAAUAAUAUAUAAAAUGGAACGAGUA
Ceratina calcarata is the source of this 881-nucleotide messenger RNA. RefSeq lists its product as uncharacterized. Bases 156 to 476 code for a protein of 106 amino acids. The transcript has 3 exons. NCBI's taxonomy places the organism in Eukaryota, Metazoa, Arthropoda, Insecta, Hymenoptera, Apidae. The record is from RefSeq and is a predicted model, not a curated record.